Molecule: messenger RNA, 1795 nt
Organism: Armigeres subalbatus
Lineage: Eukaryota; Metazoa; Arthropoda; Insecta; Diptera; Culicidae
Source: RefSeq, a predicted model, not a curated record
AUGUCAGAUGGCAACCGCCCGUCAUCGCUUCAAAACGUGGUCCCAGUUCAACUGCCAGAAUCGUCACCGUCGUAUCUGGUGCGCCGGAACAAACGAUGCGUUGAUCCAUUCAUGGUGCUACGCCAAUCAAAUCUCGUCGCCUUUUUGCCGGAAAGUAACCAAGCAUCUACGUCAUCACUCCCGUAUAUCAACCCAUUGGAAACUUUACUUAACAGUAAAGUGGAGGAAGAUGAGACCGUUAUUGUCGAAGAAAUACAAGAUUGCGAUUCGGCGGUUGUAACGAAGCAAGGAUCAAUAAUGGAAGAAUUGAUUGAAGGCAUUUCCGAUGAAGAGAACAUAUCACCAAACACAUCAGUGAAAAGAUCGGUAGCAGAGGAAGAUGUAAAACUCACCAAAAGCGAAAAACGUCACGCAUCGACAGAGAUGAAAUUUCGUACUUUCAGUGUGAAUUGGACGAAAAUCGGUGACAAUAUUAUUGGGCAGUUGAAUCGUUUGCAAGAGUUUCGAGACCAAAAUCCCGACAAAAGUAUUCCUCGCGGUGUUCAGUUCCCCAAAUCUGAUAUGACCACUUUGACGAAUAAUAUCGUCGAUCAAAUGCGUUGCAUUGAUACCGAAAUAUCAGCGUGUACGAUGGAAUCAGUUGCACGGCAAGUUCACUCGAAAUUCGGUCUAAAUUUCAUAGACGAUGAUGGAUGCAUUAAUCAUAAUAGUCAUGUUGCAUUGAAGCAUAAACUUAUCAACCGAAAUUCUUACUUGAACCGUUUCAAGGAUCCGGAUGCGAAGCUUUCAGUCGCCGAGGUUCGUAGGAAUAAAAAUGUGAAAGCCGGCACACUCAAAGAGUAUUGGACGGCGGUUUCUAAAGACUGUUCCAAGGACAUCGUAGGGAAACUUGUCAGAAACGAUCCGAAAGUAUUGAACGAUGAGUUUCUCUCAGUCUCUCAGUCAUACGUGCGAUUUCGGUUGGAUGAACCAAAGAACCUUAAGGAUAUUGUUACUGGUCUUCCCAUUCUUCGCCGACGACAACUUAUAAGCUACCAUUUCGAGAAAGCAACAGGCGUGCCUAUGGACACAUUCGAGAAGCUAUUUGUGGGUAAACGAACGAAAAUUGUUGACUUUUUGAAAAGUCGACCAAAAAUCGGACUGGAUCAUACACCUUCGGACUACGACAUCAUUGCGUCAUUGUGCUCUUUGCUCGGGGAAAAUGUCAACGAACUCAUCAUUCAGAAAGAACUUGGAACAAAGGCAUCAGAAAUAACAACAGAAUGUGUCGGGCCGGUGCUUGUUUGUGUCGAUCUUGGCAAUAAUGGCCACGUAUUCUACGUAUUUGCGGAACAAGUUUGCCUCACCGAGGGAUCGAACGACGUCAUCACCGCGGUUGGUGAGUUGUUGGCGGUGCAUUACAUUUAUAAUUUGAUGUAUAUGAAAUGCACCUCCAAGUUUUUGGAGUUGGUGCAAUCCUACUUCUUCAAAAUUAUUCCGAUAACAGGAUCUAAGUCCAAGGCAACUAGAAAAUGCAAACAACAGCGUCUGGUUCAGAGCGUCAUUGAAGCGAUUUCGAACCAUGUGCCGGCCGCAUCAUAGAUGGUUAGUUAAGCUUCUCAUACGUUAGACGUAAAAUGAAUUCUAACAUUUUCCGAACUUGAGAGAUUACUAUUAGUUACAGCAGAGAUUAUUAUUUAACACGUUUCAUUAUAAUACACGUCAAUUAGUAAAACAACCACAACUGUUUUUUAAAAUAUAAACGAUAGCAAAACCGAUACAUAUAAUAGUUUUAGUUUUUAAUUAUUAUCCAAUA